Messenger RNA from Ricinus communis (castor bean), 2905 nucleotides. Its product is annotated as pentatricopeptide repeat-containing protein At3g58590. The record is from RefSeq and is a predicted model, not a curated record. The coding region runs from base 127 to 2340 and encodes 737 amino acids. Gene Ontology annotation, molecular function: protein binding; RNA binding. The transcript has a single exon. Gene Ontology annotation, biological process: RNA modification. NCBI's taxonomy places the organism in Eukaryota, Viridiplantae, Streptophyta, Magnoliopsida, Malpighiales, Euphorbiaceae.
GCUAAAAAGAAAGUGCUAAAAUUAAACAAUUACUUUAUAACGACGUCGUUUCGAAGCUAACAUUGCAAUAGCAUAUGUGUAAUUCAAUCGCCAAAUCAUAUUAGUUUCGUUUAUUUCCCGCGCUACAUGACCUUCCAUGGUGAUUUCAUCAAAAACCAUGACCGUCUUCUUUAUCUUCUCCAUGCCUGCACAAGGGCUCGUUCCCUUGCCACAACAAAACCUCUCCAUGCACUCACUAUCACACUUGGUCCUAACCCAAAUCAACCCGCUUAUCUUUUCAACAAUAUUAUUUCUCUGUACACUUCUUUCAGUGAAUUGUCCCUCGCACGUAAGGUGUUUGACAAUAUGCCCCAAAGAAGUAUUGCAUCCUAUAACUCGAUUAUCACUUCUUAUUGUAAGUAUGGUUAUUUAGAAGAAGCUUUGGGAGUUUUUUCUCGGAUGAGAGAUUGUGGGUUUCGGCCCAAUAACUUCACGUUGUCUGGGUUAUUGUCAUGUUCAAAAAUGGAUCUUUCGAUUGGGCUUCAAUUGCAGGCAUUGGCGAUGAAGAAUGGGCUGUUUUAUAUUGAUGCUUUUGUGGGUACUGCUUUAUUGAAUGUGUUUGGAAGGUGGGGGUGGUUAAAUGAGGCAUUGCAUGUUUUUGAGGAUUUGCCUAUUAAGAGCUUGGUGACAUGGAAUUCUAUAAUAUGUUUAUUUGGACAACAUGGCUAUGUGGAAGAUUGUAUUAUUUAUUUCUGUGAGCUCCACAGGGAAAUAGGUUGUUGUUUAUCUGAAUGUUCUUUUGUGGGUGUCUUAUCUGGAUUAGUAUGUGGGAAAUAUUUGGAAUUUGGAGAACAAAUACAUAGUUUAGUUACUAAGACUGGGUUUGACUACACAGUUUCAGUUGUGAAUUCUGUAAUCAGUGUGUAUGUCAAAUGUGCGACAUUACACCUAGCAGAGAAAAAGUUUGAGGAGGCUGCUUGUAAGGACAUUGUGACAUGGAAUACUAUGAUUGUUGCAUUGGCAAAAAGUGAGAAGCCUAUAAAAGCUUUAGAGCUUUUCUUUAAAAUGCCGAGGGAUGCAAUCAGGCCUAGUCAGAUAACAUUUGCGAGUCUCAUUAGCUCUUGUGCUAAUUUACAGAUUCCAAUGUAUGCAGAAUUUAUCCAUGCUAAAGUAAUCAUGCAUGCUUUUGAUACUGAUGUUUAUGUGGGUAGUGCCUUGGUGGACUAUUAUGCUAAAUGUGAUAAAUUGGAUGAUGCCAGGUGCUGUUUUGUCAAAAUUCAUGAGAAGAAUGUGGUUUCUUGGAAUUCUUUAAUUCUGGGUUGUGCAAAUAAAUGCCCUUAUGCUGCUAUUUCUUUGCUGGUGGAAAUGCUUCAAUGUGGAUACCAGCCCAAUGAGUUUUCAUUUUCAGCUGUUCUUAUAUCAUCAUCCAUUUUAGAGCUGCAGCAGCUUCAUUGUCUAAUUAUAAGAAUGGGCUAUGACAACAACGACUAUGUAUUAAGUUCCCUUAUUACCUCAUAUGGAAGGAAUGGUCUCAUUUCUGAUGCACUGGUCUUUCUUGCAGCUUCUGAAACUCCACUUGCUGCUGUUCCUUCUAACAAUGUUGCAGGAAUUUAUAACAAGGCUGGACAUUACUAUAAAACAUUAGAGUUACUUUCUCAGCUUGAAGAGCCAGAUAAUGUUUCUUGGAACAUUGCCAUUGCCGCUUGCGCUCGCAAUGGUAAUUAUAAAGAGGUUUUUGAACUUUUCAAACAAAUGCUCGUGGCUCAAAUUCAUCCAGAUAAUUAUACUUAUGUUAGUCUUCUAAGUUCAUCUAGUCAAAUCUGCGAUCUUGCUUUGGGUAGUUCUAUCCAUGGUUUCCUCAUAAAGAAUAAUUUCAGUUCAUGUGAUACAUUUGUCUGCAAUGUAUUGCUAGACAUGUAUGGAAAAUGUGGGUGCCUCAGGAGUUCAGUUAAAAUCUUUAACAGUAUGAGAGAUAGAAACCUAAUCACAUGGACAGCUCUAAUUUCAGCCCUCGGAAUCAAUUCCUGUGCCCAUGAAGCAUUAGAAAGGUUCAAAGACAUGGAACAUCAGGGGCUUAGACCUGAUAAGGUUGCUUUCAUUGCAGUGCUUACAGCAUGCAGACACGGUGCAUUGGUGGGAGAAGGGAUUGAGUUGUUCAAGAAAAUGAAGAGUUAUGGUCUUGAACCAGAAAUGGAUCAUUACCAUUGUCUUGUGGAUUUAUUUUCCAGGCAUGGACAUGUUAAGGAAGCAGAGAAAGUAAUUUCCAGCAUGCCUUGCCCACCAAAUGCUCUCAUAUGGCGGACUUUUCUUGAAGGAUGCAAGAAAUACAGAAGUAAAGAGGAUCAGUUAAUAGUAACAUAAACUUAAAUCUCGACCAAUAGUAUGUUGUGAGAGGAAAGGGGAUGGAGCAAUUAGACAUGUAAAUUAAAAUUUGUUCAAUGGGUUCUUUGGAUUUGACUUUAAGUUCUUGUUGUCAAGGGCUGUUUGUUCCAAGGCGGAUUGUUUAUUUUGGCCGGUGGUGCUGAUCUAAGCUCACGUGAUGGGCAUGGAGGCCAAACACCACUGGGGAUUUACCAAAAAGUUUUCUUCUUCUUUCUCCUCAGCUUGGUGUCAGGUGCCACAUUUGCCUAUGGUCAUCCUGUACUUUUGUAAUAUUAAUCAAGCAGAAGCGGUGACGACUCGUACUUUGUGGACAGCAACCACAGAAUGUUCCUUAUGCACGUGCACGCCAAAAACUAAAGUUUUGCCUCAAGCUUCAAACAAACACCUCAGUUUGGGCCACCUGCUCUUGUUUUCAAUUUAUGCGAAAGGCUACCCGAUUAUCCAGAUAUAUUGAGUAUUUGAUCGUCUUCUGUAUUUUAUAUUAAACAGACAUGGUUUAAUUUACAUUGACAAGAUUUAAGAUAUCUGAUUUUUUUGUUCUUGG